This is a messenger RNA of Medicago truncatula (barrel medic), 1839 nucleotides long. Its product is annotated as protein WALLS ARE THIN 1. Gene Ontology annotation, molecular function: transmembrane transporter activity. The transcript is spliced from 6 exons. NCBI's taxonomy places the organism in Eukaryota, Viridiplantae, Streptophyta, Magnoliopsida, Fabales, Fabaceae. Bases 322 to 1506 code for a protein of 394 amino acids. The record is from RefSeq and is a predicted model, not a curated record. Gene Ontology annotation, cellular component: membrane.
UGAAUUACUUUCUUUAUGACUCGCUCUAUGAUAUUAAUUAAUUUAAAUUUAUAUAUCAAAGGUUUUUAAGUGCGGUGGAGGUUGUCUUGUCAGCAAAGGAGGGUGUGGAAUGAAUAUCAAAGAAGAAUGUGGAAGACAAAGCAGAAACAUUUGAAUGCUACCAACAGUUGACAAAACGUCUUUUUAUGGUCAUUGUGGGGUCAUACUUUCCCCUCUUCACUAUAUUUAUACCCUUACUCUUCCACCACCUCUUCACAUCACUUCCUCUCCCUUCUUAAUAAUCUUAUCUUAGAAUAACAAGACUAGCUCCAUAGUACAGUAAUGGCUGAUUCAGGUGGAUCUUCGGGGAGAAUGUGGUGCUCCAUACCAGAACGGUUUCAGCUGCAUGCGGCCAUGUUGGCCCUGCAGUUUGGAUAUGCUGGUUUCCAUGUCGUCUCAAGAGCUGCCCUUAACAUGGGUGUUAGCAAACUUGUUUUCCCAGUUUACCGCAAUAUUAUUGCUUUUCUUCUCCUCCUUCCUUUUGCCUACUUCUUGGAAAAGAAGGAGAGGCCAGCUAUUACUUUCAACUUUCUCUUGCAGUUCUUUGGUCUUGCCCUUGUCGGGAUUACAGCCAACCAGGGUUUCUAUUUGCUUGGCUUGGACAACACAUCUCCAACCUUUGCAUCAGCUAUACAGAAUUCUGUACCAGCCAUUACAUUUGUCAUGGCAGUCAUACUCAGAAUAGAAAAGGUGCGGUUGAACAGAAAGGAUGGAAUAGGAAAGGUGGCAGGAACAUUGUUUUGUGUUGCAGGAGCAUCAGUAAUUACACUAUACAAAGGUCCAACAAUAUACAGUCCAGUUCCACCUCUAAACAGCAUUAUUAUUAAUGGUGGCAGUGAGUCAAUCUCAAUUUCAUCAUCAUCACUGGGAUUGGGAGAUGCAAAAGGAAAAAACUGGACCCUUGGAUGUUUGUACCUUAUAGGACAUUGUUUGUCAUGGUCUGGUUGGCUGGUGUUGCAAGCACCUGUCCUUAAGAAGUAUCCGGCUCGCCUCUCUGUCACUUCCUAUACAUGUUUCUUUGGACUUAUCCAAUUUCUCAUUAUUGCUUUGAUCCUUGAAAGAGAUGCUCAGGCUUGGAUUUUCCAAUCUGGUGGAGAAGUUUUUACUAUUUUGUACGCGGGAGUAGUGGCAUCAGGAAUUGCAUUCGCUGUACAGAUAUGGUGCAUUGAUAGAGGAGGUCCAGUUUUCGUUGCGGUGUAUCAACCUGUUCAAACUCUUGUUGUUGCUAUUAUGGCUUCCCUUGCUUUAGGAGAAGAGUUCUAUUUGGGAGGGAUCAUUGGAGCAGUGUUAAUCAUUGUGGGGUUAUACCUAGUCUUGUGGGGUAAAAAUGAAGAAAAGAAAUUUGCAAGGGAGCUGGCAGCAAUCACUUCCACUCCGGAGCAUAGUAACAUAAUCAGGUCCUCAAGCCAUCAUGCCAAAACAUCACUUUCUCAACCUCUUCUCCCUUCAUCAACGGAAAAUGUUUGAUCAAGAAAACUCUAACUUGAAACUGGCUCAGCAUUAUCUCGAAAAGAUAUAUAAAAAAAAAAAAAAAAAAAAAAAGGAAAUCAAAGAAAAAUGAAGAAAAUGCUACCACGGCCAGAUAUACAUUACUACUACUUUAUGUCAGGAAGCUUGUGUGUUUAUGAAUGGGUUUGCUUUUGGUUAAUUCAAAGUGCUUUCUUACUGGGAUAACAUGUAGAAUGAGGUUUUUUAUGGGAAUGAUUGCAACGAUAGAUGUCAAUUAAAUUUGGGCUUAGAGCCUGAAAUCCCAUUAUGCCUAAAUGUUAAUUAAAUGGUUUGAUUUACAAAAGGAUAUUA